UCUUGUUGUUAAGCCGCUAUUAGAAGAUUGGGCCUCCUCCUCCUCCUCCUCCUUUUCCUCGUCUUUCUCCUGCUGACCGAGCUCUCGUACACCAGGGCACCGAGGACUAUCUCCUUCGCUGGGAGAGGAGACGCCAACACCUCCAGCCUACCUCCACCCCACCUUUCCCUUCCGUCUCCAUCUACUCCAUCUUUCUUCUUCAAGAACGACGCUGCAGGAGGUCGCUAGGCGGAACCGCCAUCCUUGCCAUCAUCUUGAACUUUUUUUUUUUUUUUUUUUUGCCAACGCAGUGUCAACAUGUACCUGGAGAACACAAGCAACCUGGACCUGGAAAUGUCCCAGGCCUCUGCGCCGGUGCACCAGGCCGCUGGGAAUUUCGGCGAGCUGCGUCUGCUGCAGGGCAUCUCGGAGCGGCUGGAGACACAGAAACUGCAGCAACAGUCGGCUGGUCUGCCAACGGGACAGUGCGUGAUCCACGCAGAGGCAUUCCUGCCCGUUCGACAAGAAGACGGGCACAAUUUUAACAUGGUGAAUAUCCUCAGCGGUAAAACAAAUUCAGCCAACAUCUCGGAAAGGUCGCCUUUGCUGAGGUUCUCACACGAUGACAGCAUGGCCUACAUGACCAUGCAUCAUCCCAGCGAGGAGCCUUGGGACAGCAGCGCCAUGGACCUGGAGAGGAGGUACCGAUUGGGCAGCGAGGUGACCAGUCUGUCCCUGCUGCGCUCUAACUCAUCCGACAAGAGCGACCCCCUGGAGCACCUAAGCCUCAGCUUCAAGCUUGCCAGAAGUGUCAAAUGCUGCUUCCGCAUCUCCAAAGUGGCCACCAUCUUCACCAUUGUUGUUCUGUGCAGUCUUUUCUUCAGCAUGUAUCCUGAUCGGGACAACCCUUGGAGGAUGCUGGCCGUCUCAUCAACCGAAAGCUUCUGUGUGAUUUACAACUGGACCAUUCCUCUGCACAGCGAGCAUAGCGACCAGAUGUUUUCCCAGGUGAUUUACAACUGGACCAUUCCUCUGCACAGCGAGCAUAGCGACCAGAUGGUAGUGACCAAAACAUUUGAGAUGCUCAGCAGCGACCCCAUCACGAUCACGGUGCAGGCCUUCAUGGCGGACGCUGAGGUGGUGCCGCUCUCUAUCACCCACCAGUCGCUCUACUUCAACGUGGAGACGCAGGUGGCCAUCGCCGGCAUCAUCCUGACGGGUGUCUACGUUCUCAUCAUCUUUGAGAUCGUCCAUCGCACUCUGGCAGCCAUGUUGGGAUCUUUGGCCGCCUUGUCCGCUUUGGCCAUCAUUGGGGACCGGCCCAGUUUGGUCCAGGUGGUGGAAUGGAUCGACUACGAGACUCUGGCCCUGCUCUUUGGCAUGAUGGUGCUGGUGGCCAUUUUCUCCGAGACGGGCUUCUUUGACUACUGUGCCGUCAAGGCCUACCGCCUCUCCAAAGGCCGAGUGUGGCCCAUGAUCAUCAUCCUGUGCCUCAUCGCCGCCAUCCUCUCGGCUUUCCUGGACAAUGUGACCACCAUGAUGCUCUUCACCCCCGUCACCAUCAGAUUGUGUGAGGUGCUCAAUUUGGACCCCAGGCACGUGCUGAUCGCCGAAGUCAUCUUCACCAACAUCGGCGGCGCGGCCACAGCUGUGGGCGACCCGCCGAAUGUCAUCAUCGUGUCCAAUCAGGACCUGCGCAGACAAGGCAUCGACUUUGCCAACUUCACCGGCUACAUGUUCCUGGGAAUAUGCCUGGUCCUGCUCACUUCCUUCCCCUUCCUGCGCAUGCUCUACUGGAACAAGAAGCUCUACAACAAAGAAUCCAUCGAAAUAGUGGAGCUCAAACAUGAGAUUCUGGUGUGGAGGCAGACAGCCCAGCGCAUCAAUCCCGCCAGCCGAGAGGAGACGGCUGUCAAAUGCCUCCUGAUGCAGAAAGUCCUGAACCUGGAAAGUCUGCUGCGCAAGAUGAUGAAAACAUUCCAAAGAGAAAUUUCCCAAGAGGACAAGAACUGGGAGCAGAAUAUUCAAGAGCUUCAAAAGAAGCACAGAAUCACCGACAAGGUGCUCUUGGUGAAGUGCGUGUCGGUGCUGGCCGUGGUGAUCUUCAUGUUCUUUGUCAACUCUUUUGUUCCCAGCAUACACCUGGAUCUCGGUUGGAUCGCCAUCCUCGGCGCGCUCUGGCUUUUGAUCCUGGCUGACAUUCAGGACUUUGAGAUGAUCUUACACAGGGUGGAGUGGGCCACGCUGCUUUUCUUUGCUGCCCUCUUCGUCUUGAUGGAGGCUCUGGCCCAGCUGCAGCUCAUCGACUACAUCGGCGAGCAGACGGCCUUGCUUAUCAAAGCCGUGCCCGAGGACCAGCGCAUGGCCAUCGCCAUCAUCUUGGUGAUGUGGGUCUCCGCCUUGGCUUCUUCUCUCAUCGACAACAUCCCCUUCACCGCCACCAUGAUUCCAGUCCUCAUCAACUUGAGUCAAGAUGCGGAUGUGAACCUGCCUGUGAAACCUCUCAUCUUUGCCUUGGCCAUGGGAGCCUGCCUCGGCGGGAACGGCACAUUGAUCGGGGCGUCGGCCAACGUGGUGUGCGCCGGCAUCGCGGAGCAACACGGCUACGGCUUCUCCUUCAUGGAGUUCUUCAGGUUAGGCUUCCCCAUGAUGAUCAUGACGUGCAUGAUCGGCAUGUGCUACCUGCUAGCCACUCACAUUGGACUCGGGUGGAACAUGUGAUCCAGGACUUGAAUUGACGCAGAAGCAAGACCACAAUCAGGGAUCUCAAGCUUAAAUGGUCCAGGCUUU
Molecule: messenger RNA, 2769 nt
Organism: Hippocampus comes (tiger tail seahorse)
Lineage: Eukaryota; Metazoa; Chordata; Actinopteri; Syngnathiformes; Syngnathidae
Gene: oca2
Product: oculocutaneous albinism II
Exons: 24
Coding region: 298-2700 (800 amino acids)
Biological process (GO): melanin biosynthetic process; melanocyte differentiation; transmembrane transport
Cellular component (GO): melanosome membrane
Source: RefSeq, a predicted model, not a curated record